Kockovaella imperatae is the source of this 825-nucleotide messenger RNA. RefSeq lists its product as hypothetical. Bases 238 to 792 code for a protein of 184 amino acids. The record is from RefSeq and is a predicted model, not a curated record. NCBI's taxonomy places the organism in Eukaryota, Fungi, Basidiomycota, Tremellomycetes, Tremellales, Cuniculitremaceae. The transcript is spliced from 2 exons.
CGGAGGCUCAAACAGAAUUCGAAGACAUCUUCGCCGAGAUCAGUGUGAGAGCCGUGAACGUGACGGGUGAGGUUCAAAAUGAGAUAGACAAAGGCACUGCAACGCCGAGCGCAUUGACUCGCAUCAUCUGUAAAGCCCUCAGCGACUAUGCAGAGCUGCACAACGGCAAAUCACAUACAUCAUGGCGUCUGGAACCAGUCAGCGAUUUCGAACACGUCAUGACGGGCAAGGAAUUUGAUGAGUUGCUCCUGGAAGGGGGAGCUGAAGCUGCGUCGUCAUAGCUCGAUAUCUAUCCAUUGUAUACCCCUUUGCCUUGGCGUCUCUGAUACCAACAGACACCAGAUCGAAUCUUUAGGUCAUACUCGUCGAUUACUUGUCACAUUCACCUUCUCUCUUUUUGGGAUCAGCAAGACGCGAUGGUUCCCUUCAAAAUCUGCUUCACUCCCAGAGAUUCUGAACGAGUCGAUCCGGGCUCCCGCUUCAUUUACCAUCGAUGAUGUGGUCACUGAAUUCGCGGAGCUUCAACAUCUUGUGCUCCCUUCACUCACGACCGUGGGAAGAAAUUUCGCCCUCUCGCCAAAGGAAGGAUCUUCCUUUGAAUCUGUGGUUGAAAUUGUUGGUACACUCCGCAAGAGCUCUGCGUCAUAUUGUCAUUCUCUGAGUAUAUAUGUAAAUACUGUUCAAGUUUCCACUGACACUUUACAAUCGUCAACCUCAACGCAGAAGUCAACUCAAACCACAUUCAAAGACCCAGUGCUGCAAAAACACAAUGACCAGUCAGCAUUCUACUAAGCAGACAGCUACAUAUUCAUACUCUAUCGGCAC